AUGGGUGACGCUGAGGACGUGAACGGCAGUAGUGGAGAUGGUACCAUCAACGAGACAGCACCUUCUCCACCUGAGACGUUCAAACUCAUCCAUGAGUUCACCCCCUACUUCGUCACAGCUAUGACAAUCAACGGCAAGACUUAUGGCGGCAUCAACGAGGCCACCUUGGCUGGCAACGACUCUAGUAUUGCCCCGGUCGCACGCCUCAACCCACAUUAUGGUGCAAAGAACCUUCUCGGAAAGCUGGUAGUCAAGGUCGUUGCUGCGCGUUAUCAAGACCCAGUCACCCUCAAGCCAGCCGAGCUCUCGAACCCGCACGGAUUCAGCCACCAUCAGAUCUAUCUCAACAUGUCUCCUAUGGGAAUGUCGGAGAUCGAGAUCGUACAUGUCACGAAGGAGUCACUGCCACAGGGCUUCCAAAAGCCUGCAGGUUUCGACAUUGACAAAUUCAAUGCUGAGAAAUUUUCCUUCGUCCAUCUCCAGAUCGAUCCUGCAUACCUACAAUGGUUGGAGUUGCAAUUCCGAAGCUAG
Venustampulla echinocandica is the source of this 531-nucleotide messenger RNA. RefSeq lists its product as uncharacterized. The transcript has 2 exons. NCBI's taxonomy places the organism in Eukaryota, Fungi, Ascomycota, Leotiomycetes, Helotiales, Pleuroascaceae. The record is from RefSeq and is a predicted model, not a curated record. The coding region runs from base 1 to 531 and encodes 176 amino acids.